CGUGAAAAAAAUAACAAGACGAAGAUAGUGUAGUGUAGUGAACUUAUACGUGAAACAGUAAAAUAUUUUUGUGUACAUAUGAGAACGACAGAUAAUUCAAAAAUGCCUCUGUACGACAAGGAAGCUGAUCCACUUCAUGAAGCAUGUAUUAAUGGCACGCUUGAAUCAGUUAAGAAAAUGGUGGGUUCAAAAAAAUUUCCUGUUGACUGUGAGGCAAAUUGCUACCCGUACAUUACUCCUUUGGGUUUAGUCACGUCGAAAUUAUAUUCUUUUGAGAUUAAUUACCACCAGGAGUCCGUACUUGUAUCUGAUUAUGAAGAAAAAAUCAAAUUUCUAUUGAAAAAAGGUGCAAAUUACGAGGAGUGGAUAAAAGCGUACGGAUUCAUAACUAACGUGGCUGAAGUGAUACUGAGAGAAGGAAAUAAAAAUAUGUUCAAUUUGAUGGUGAAUUACCUUAGAGACAUCAACAUGCAACACGGAAUCUCGACAGAUACAGCACUUCAUAUUGCUAUCGAAAGAGGAUUUUACAAGACAACGAGAAAAAUAUUGUCAGUGAAUAAGGCCGAUGUCAAUAGACGCAACAACGAAUACAAAGAAACCCCACUUCAUCGUGCUGUAUAUUGGCACAGGUUAAAAUUCAUAAAUUUACUUAUCGAGCAUGGGGGAAACAUGAAAAUUACAGAUGCGCAGGGGAGAACUCCUCUACAUUGUGCUUGUCACUGUGUUCAUAAUAAAGACUCUAAAAAGAUCAUUGAGAAAUGUAUGGAAUAUAACUCUUUAUAUUCUAGAACCACCCAUAUGGGUUAUACUCCUAUGCACACAUUAAUCUCUCGGUCGAAAGAAACAACAGAGGAGGCUGCAGAAGUGGUGGAGCUUUUCCUAGAAAGAGGAUUUGAUUUGGAGACCAAGGAUUUCCGCGGAUGCACACCACUGUAUCUAAGCUUGAAAAGAGACGUUGAGCCAAUGGCUUUAUUACUUCUAAGACACGGUGCUCAUCUUGAUAUAACUGCAGACUAUGCUAUUCAUUUUCUCUUACCUCAUAUUGUAAGCACGGAAGAAUUGAACGAAAUGAGCAGGACUAUCCUAAAAUUUAUUGCCUUGGAAGUUUCAAAGGGGGCUGCAAUGCACGAAAGUCUAGGGGAGAUCUUGAGAGAACGAAAGGACGCAAGCACUUACUUGAAAAUGUGUUAUCAAGAAAUUGAGAUCCUCAAAUCUAUCAAAAUUGAGAAUACAUUCAUCACUUAUUGGAAACUUCUGACUAGAAGUAUAAAACAAGUAGGAAUGUACGCCGAUAACUAUUAUAUCGCUGAAGCAAUGAGGACAUUCGAAAUAAGCUCAUAUCCAAUUUAUGGCCCAGACAUUCAUUACAAGUAUGCGAAAGGACAAAGGAGGUUGGAAUUGAUGAAUGCAUGUGCAGACAGUUUGAACAGAAUGUGGGAAUGGAAAUUACCAUCAGUUUUCGUGAAUAUGGUAAUUGAUCGUCUCACAAUUCCUGAUAUGGAGAAUAUACCAAUAUCCGAAGAACAACAAGAAUUCAGGCCUAAUAGAUCAACUGUGGACGCAAUAUUCAUAGUUCGUCAGUUAGUGCAAAAGUCGAUAGAGUUCAAUAAACCCAUGUCUGUCUGUUUUGUGGACUUCACCAAAGCAUUUGAUAGGAUACGCCUAAGCGACGUAAUAAGGAGUCUUGAGAAAAACAACAUAGACUAUAAGUACCAAAGAAUCAUUAAAGAACUUUAUAGAGGAACCAGAACAAGAAUUAAAACUAAGGAAGGACUCUCUGAAGUACUUCAAAUCAAUGCUGGUAUUCGACAGGGAGACAGUCUCAGCCCAACUCUAUUCAACAUCAUAAUAGACCAAAUUGUAGAGGAUGUCAACAGAGUCAAUGCAGGAUACUGA
Messenger RNA from Coccinella septempunctata (seven-spotted ladybird), 1896 nucleotides. RefSeq lists its product as uncharacterized. Lineage: Eukaryota; Metazoa; Arthropoda; Insecta; Coleoptera; Coccinellidae. Bases 79 to 1896 code for a protein of 605 amino acids. The record is from RefSeq and is a predicted model, not a curated record. The transcript is spliced from 3 exons. Gene Ontology annotation, molecular function: protein binding. Gene Ontology annotation, cellular component: cytoplasm.